Ochotona princeps (American pika) is the source of this 7453-nucleotide messenger RNA. RefSeq names its product ataxin 1 (gene ATXN1). Lineage: Eukaryota; Metazoa; Chordata; Mammalia; Lagomorpha; Ochotonidae. The coding region runs from base 1 to 2352 and encodes 783 amino acids. Gene Ontology annotation, molecular function: RNA binding; protein binding. The transcript is spliced from 2 exons. The record is from RefSeq and is a predicted model, not a curated record. Gene Ontology annotation, cellular component: nucleus. Gene Ontology annotation, biological process: nervous system development; negative regulation of transcription by RNA polymerase II.
AUGAAAUCCAACCAGGAGCGGAGCAACGAAUGCCUGCCUCCCAAGAAGCGAGAGAUCCCUGCCACCAGCCGGCCCUCGGAAGAGAAGGCAGCGGCCCUGCCCACCGACAACCACAGGGCUGAGGCGGCAUGGCUCCCCAGCAACCCUGGUGGCCGUGGCCACGGGGGUGGGAGGCACGGGCCGGCGGGGACUUCAGCGGAGCUCGGUUUACAACAGGGAAUAGGUUUACACAAAGCGCUGUCCACUGGGCUGGACUACUCCCCACCCAGCGCUCCCAGGUCGGUGCCAGCAGCCACCACGCUGCCCGCGGCGUACCCUCCCCCACAGUCAGGGACCCCAGUGUCCCCCGUGCAGUACGCUCACCUGCCGCACACCUUCCAGUUCAUCGGGUCUUCACAGUACGGUGGACCCUAUGCCGGCUUCAUCCCUUCCCAGUUGAUCUCCCCGACGGCCAGCCCCGUCACCAGCGUGGUGGCCACUGCCCCAUCCCAGCGCUCCCAGCUGGAGGCCUACUCCACUCUGCUGUCCAACAUGGGUGGGCUGAGCCAGGCCCCAGGGCACAAGGUUGAGCAUCAGCAGCAACUGUGCAGGGCUCCGGGGCUUGUCACCCCGGGGUCCCCCCCACCGACCCAGCAGAACCAAUAUGUCCACAUCUCCAGUUCUCCGCAGAGCUCCGGGCGCCCGGCCUCUCCCCCGCCUGUGCCCGUCCACCUCCACCCCCAUCCGACGAUGAUCCCACACACGCUCACUCUGGGGCCCUCCUCCCAGGUCGUCGUUCAAUACACAGAUUCCAGCAGCCACUUUGUCCCCCGGGAGUCCACCAAGAAAGCCGAGAGUGGCAGGCUACAGCCAUCCCUCCAAGCCAAGGAGGUCUUGAAUGGGGAGAUGGAGAAGAGCCGGCGGUAUGGGGCUCCAUCCUCAACCGAACUGGGCCUGGGCAAGGCCGGGGGCAAGGUGGUCACUCACCCCUACGAAUCCAGACAUGUGGUAGUCCACCCAAGCCCUGCGGACUACAGCAGCCGAGACCCCCCAGGGGUGCGAGGCUCUGUGAUGGCUUUGCCCAACAGCAGCACACCGGCUGCGGUUGCCGCCUCUGACCUGGACGUCCAGCAGGCCACGCAUCGUGAGGCCUCGCCCUCCACCCUCAACGAUAAAGGCAGUCUGCACUUGGGGAAGCCGGGCCACCGCUCCUAUGCGCUGUCACCUCACACAGUUAUCCAGACCACGCACAGUGCUUCAGAACCACUUCCGGUCGGACUGCCAGCCACAGCCUUCUACGCGGGCACACAACCCCCCGUCAUCGGCUACCUGAGCGGCCAGCAGCAAGCAAUCACUUACGGCCAGCACCUGGUGAUCCCUGGCACCCAGCCCCUGCUCAUCCCGGUUGGUAGCUCUGACAUGGAGGCGUCAGGGGCAGCCUCUGCCAUUGUCACAUCAUCACCCCAGUUUGCUGCAGUGCCUCACACGUUCGUCACUACCGCCCUUCCCAAGAGCGAGAACUUCAGCCCCGAGGCCCUGGCCGCCCCAGCUGCCUACCCAGCAAUGGUACAGGCCCAGAUCCACCUGCCCGUAGUGCAGUCGGUGGCGUCCCCCGCCGCAGCUCCCCCCACACUGCCCCCUUACUUCAUGAAAGGUUCCAUCAUCCAGCUGGCCAAUGGGGAGCUGAAGAAGGUGGAGGACUUGAAGACAGAAGACUUCAUCCAGAGCGCGGAGAUCAGCAGCGACCUGAAGAUCGACUCGAGCACUGUGGAGAGGAUCGAAGACAGCCACAGCCCUGGCGUGGCUGUGAUCCAGUUCGCAGUCGGGGAGCACCGAGCACAGGUAAGCGUGGAAGUCUUGGUGGAGUAUCCUUUUUUUGUGUUUGGACAGGGCUGGUCGUCCUGCUGUCCAGAGAGAACCAGCCAACUCUUUGAUUUGCCGUGUUCCAAACUCUCAGUUGGGGACGUCUGCAUCUCGCUUACCCUCAAGAACGUGAAGAACGGCUCUGUUAAAAAGGGCCAGCCCGCUGAUCCUGCCAGCGCCCUGCUGAAGCAUGCAAAGACCGAGAGCCUGGCGGGCAGCAGACACAGGUACGCAGAGCAGGAGAACGGGCUCAAUCAGGGAAGUGCUCAGAUGCUGUCUGAGAAUGGGGAACUCAAGUUUCCGGAAAAGAUGGGCUUGCCCACAGCACCCUUCUUUGCAAAAGUCGAACCCAGCAAGCCCACGGCCAUGAGGAAGAGGAGGUGGUCGGCACCCGAGACGCGCAAACUGGAGAAGUCCGAAGACGAGCCGCCUUUGACUCUUCCCAAGCCUUCUCUGAUUCCUCAGGAGGUCAAGAUUUGCAUCGAGGGCCGGUCUAACGUGGGCAAGUAGAGACAGAGCAUGGGCCAUGCGAUGCGGCUGUCCUGUGCCCUUCGUAUCCAGAUUACUGUACUGUAGGCUAAAUAACACAGUAUUUACAUGUUAUCCUCUUCUUUAGAUUUCUGUUCUAACCUUGUCAUUAGAGUUACAGCAGGUGUCGCAGGAGACUGGUGCAUACGCUUUGUCCGCAAGUGUCUGUCGGGGAGUGGCGGAGAGGGUCUUUGGCAGACGUAGUGGGUGGGAGUGAAUGUGGCUUCCUGGUGCCUGUCUUCCCCAACAGCCGUUAUGGGGCCGAGUGCCACAGGUGUCCCUGGAAGUCCACUGGGAAGGGCCCUGCAGGGGAGCAAGGGUGCGUGCCUGUUGGGGGUGCUUGGGUGCCUCGGCAGAAGAACCUGAGGGUCCCUUUUUCUCUGCCUCCCUCCUUGUCACUCCCUUGCCAUCAGCAUAGGCUUGCUGGGGCAAGGUGGGGCUGCAGUGUGGUGCAGAGCAGAGCUUCCUCUUGGGGUUCUCACAUUCAAAGUCAGCAUCUGGAAUGCAGUUUCUGGGCAGGUGGCAGAUGGAAAGGAACGCUCUCCUCCAUUUCAAUGAACGGUUUUCUCUCCAACAUAUUUUACAAUAAAAAGCAACUUUUAAUCAUAUAGAGAUAUAUUUCCCCCUAUGGGGCCUUGACUGCACUGAUAUAUAUACACAUAUAUAUAUAUAUAUAUAUUUUUUAAAGAGCAACUGCCACACGUGGGAUUUCAUUUCUGCUUUACUGGUGCAGUGAUGUUGCUAGAGUGUUCGCAGUGGCUGGGAAGGCCCUGCCCAGGUGACCCCUGGUCUACACCCUGAGGGGUGGCUGGAACUGGGGCUGGGACAAGGGAAUAUCCACACCACUGGUUCUGUGCAGUGUUAGCAAAUGCAAUCAGGUCCUAGCCUUGACCUCUCUUCCCAAAGGAGGACGCAAGGUGCCAGUGAGUGAGAGCAGCGGAAGCUCUUGCGCUGGGUUAGCAAAGAAACCUUUCUGUCUUUACGCUCUAGUCCUAUUAAGCAUUCAUGGCAAAGGACAACAAGGGUGCCACUGUUCGCAGAUUCCAGUGUGAUGGGAAGAGUUUAGAGUUAGAAGAUGAGCAUGUAUUCCUGUCUCUGAGCACUUAAAAUGCGUCACACUUUACCACCAAGCAUCUUGGUCUGCCAUUUGAUGAGUAUCUCACUUUAAACUGGCGGGGAAGAGACGACGACCAAAAUCAAACUCAGUUGCUUUCUUUUUUGGGGGUUUUCAACACUGUAACUGCAUUUCGGCUCUGCAGAGUGACUCACGGCAAGAUCUCGAAGGUCUCCCUGUGGUUUAAAGGCAUGAAUGUGAAUGACGAACUAGUGUGUGACAGUCCGUGACCACCAAGGGACUACCUGACAGGAGGCACUUGUCACUUUGAUGGCGCAGAAAGAGUGAGAAGGCUUAUCGUGUGGAGAGUUGGCAGAGAAACAGAGAAAAGGGAUGGAGAGAAGAACCCUCGUUUUUGUCCAGUGUUUUUCCUUUUAAGAUGAACUUUCAAAGAACCUUGCGAUUUGCACAUCUUGAGUUUAUAAUCUGUGUGAUACUCCUGCAGUUUUUACCUAACAUUGUGGGAAAGGUUUGGGGGGUCUGAACAGCAUCAAUAAAUGUAGCAAAAAUUACUUUCUCAACUGCCUAAAACUCUAGGCUACUAUUUUAUAAGGUUAUGUUCCUUUCAGAACUCAUUUUGGUCUUUUCUACCACCUCUGUCACAAAAAGCCAGGUCUUGGCAGGACGACUCGGAAUUGUCUUCAGAUUUAUUCACUGAGAGAGUUUUCCAUAAUGACAUUUAUAUAUGUGAGCAAGUUUUUUUUUCAAAGGAUUACUUUAUUAUUGUUGUUAUUAAUGUUAUUUUCGGAAAGACUUCUCUAUUUUUUUUCCUUCUGUUAGAAAUCAAAUCAAGAUUUAGUGUUUGGUACAAAUCCAGAAAGGGUAUUUUAUAGUUUAAACCCUUCAUUCCCAGGGAUCUGAAAUAUCAUUUGUGGAUUUUUGAGGGUAUCUCAAAAUGCUUUAAAAAAGAAAAGAGUUUUGUAAGUCGGGAGAAUUUUAAAAAUAUUCUUGGAUGGCUGCAGCUAACCAGAACCAGUGUUUAUCUGAUGUUUCAUUUUCAUCAUUGAAAAAUCAUCUUUCAGCCAUUUCUCAAAUUCUCAAAAGGAAGAUAUGCUGACCUCUAACCUGCGUGUUGGCCCUCUGGGAUUCCUCUGUAUUUGGUCCUCAUGGAGUCUGAUGAUUUUUACAAACCACUUUCUGGUGUGUACCAAAAACCCUUGCCUAGGUUCAGAGUAGCUAGACCCCAUCCGUGAAUGUCAUUACCCUCGCAGCUCGCUAGCAGGGCUGGCUUGGGUGGGUCCGACCUCAGUCAAGGCUGCUUAGUUAAAUGCUGUUAUUUUUUUUUUUUUCAGACAUUUCUGUUUCAAGAACUUGUUUCAUCUUCCACAUAUUCUGCUCAGGGCACUUGCAAUGAAUAGGUUUUGCUUUUCCUUUUGUUUCCUGAUGGUAAGAGGACGAUGGGGCUGCCACAGAAACUUGGUUCUCACAUGGACUCAGAAACACACACAUCCCUCUGGCUCACUUCACUCACUGAACUGACCUGAUGCACUCCCCCGACACUAAAAUGGGAAAACACAUGUGGUUCGGAGCAAUAGGCACAUCUUCAUGAUUUUUGUGGUACUAGUUCCUGCAUAUGAAUUCUCAAACAAUUGGUUCUUUCUAAAACCUUCCUUCCAUUUCAUACUCUUCUGCUUUUUUAGCCUGUGCAAUACUUUCUGUGCCAAUAACGUCUGACCCGGUGUGCUACGGUUUGAAGCUCGCUCCUUUGAGACUUCUUUCUUCUUUGCUCCAUCUUUCCCAUCUUCUCCAUGUGGCCAGGAAUGGAGACAGCCUCCUCCCAGCUGUCCCAGCUGUGGAUGCACAAGAUCUGGGUGGGAGUCUUCAGGAGCCCUCCCCGUGUGUGUCUGCUGCUGUGCCGCAGGACGAGGAGGCGGUGGGAGAACCACAGAGUCCCAUGGCAUCACAGAAAAGUGACAGAGCCUGGCCAGGAAGGAUGCAGGUCUGGGACGCACUCGGGAGCAGCAUAGGCUGGAGGCAACCCUGUGGUCCAGGGUCUUUCCAGGCGGCAAGCACACUGCCCGUCCUCUUGAACCUGUGUCCUCCGAGCGUGGGUGGCAUGUGUGACCGGGUGGGUGUGUGCAUGCAUGUUGAGGACCAGGGACUGGGGAGGAGGGGCCUAGCUGCCAACCACGGUCCCCGCCCCUGGGAGGGGUGGCCGUGACCAAUGGAUGCUCCAUGUAGCAAGCCUGUGGAUGACGGAGGCUGCACUUCUUGGGUGCGCUGCAGCUCACAAGCAUCAGCAGCGUGCCUCUCUAUUGUGUCCACUUGGCAGUCCUCACCCAGAGCCGUGUUGUGUGAGCGUGUGCAUUCUUUCCUGUUUUCCAUUUUGAAACUAACAACAGGCCUUCUGUGUUUACAACCAAACACAAUCACCAAGAAAAUGAGUCAGGGCGAAAAGAAAAAAAAAAAAAAAAGAAUACUAUUCAUAACAAACCAACAAACAAAAACCUCUCUGUAUAGGGAUUUCUAAAUAUAUAAAAAUGACUGUUCCUUAGAAUGUUAAUCUUUCAGUUUUCCUGGGCCCACCUUGGGGCAGGGGGCGGUGGGCGGUGAGGGAGGGGGACGGCAGUGAACGCCACUUACCUCGAAUCGUUCAAGUGGACUCCAGGUUGUGUUUUUGUUUGGCCUGGGGGGUGGGGGUGGGAGGGCACCUUUUCUACAUGGGUGGGUUGGUCGAUCGGUCGAUCCUGGGUUCCCGAUGCAUCUGCAUACCCAAUCUGGCAAUGGGAUGACUUGGUGUCACUCAGCAGCGUGACCCCAGCUUCUCCCUCAGAGUCGUGAGCCUCUGUGUGUUGUGUGAGGUGAGUGUGAUGGGCUUUUCCCUUCCCCCUUUCUGUCCCCCCUUCUCCCCUAUUCCUGGAAGUGGCAGUAUCCCUCCUCCCCCCUUCCCCUUUCCCCUACAAGGAAUACUCUGCGGAAACUUCACACCUCUUACUCAGGGACGGGGCUGGUGUGUGUGGCACACCGCGGUGUCCGGAAGCAGCACUUUGACUGCUCUGGAGUAGGGUUGUACAAGUUCAAGGACUGUUUGGAUUUCCUGCAUCUUGUGGAUGGAGUCCUUAGACACCGCCUAGAUCGCAAUAUAAUGCUGCAUGUUCAGGAUGGACAGUAGCUGCUAGAAAUCCUAACAUCCACUCUUUGCACAGACGUUUGAUCUUUCCUGAAAGAUGUUGCUAAAAUUGAUUUUUCUGUUGUCGUUUGUAGUAGCUUUGGAUUUUGUUUUUGCUUCUUCAGGAAACAAUUGAUAAUGCCCGCUAACAUCUGGGACUACUAAGGAAACCUAUUUCUUUCGUUGAGAGAUGCUUGCGAAGACACUAACGCCAUGCUGUUUCAGACAUGGGUGAGGGCCCAGAGUUCCUGGGGCAGAAGACCAGGCUUCAGGAGCUUAGCUGGUCGUCACAGCUACCGCAUCCUGAAGCAUAGGAUCUCAACUGCCUGGCCUGCCCCCCUCCCAAAGCCCUGCAUUCCUCCAGUGCCCUGCAGUGUCACUCCCGAGGACCCCAGGUGACCACAGGGUCCCCCAGGGAUCCUGGUUGCUUGUGUGUAACCCGAAAGAGCAGUAUAUUUGACUUGUUUGUAAAGGGGGCGUUGGUGAUGGUGGUGGGGAAUCCUUGGUUUCCACAUGUGGAUUUUUUUCACCCAAAAUUUCUGAAAUAGCAAACUGAAGGACACACCCAGUCAUAAAUACACAGAGAAAGUGCUUUUGUCUCAAGCACCUGCCUAUGCUGCGGUGUUGGGUUGGUUUCCACUCUUUUCCACGGACAGUGUUGUUUCUGUUGCUAGGGAAAGUCCAAACGCCUUGUACACCUCUACCCCGGAGCCGAGAUUUCCCUCAUAGAUGACCUCGCUUCAAAUGUGUCACCUUACCGGUAGGCUCUUUUCUUGUAGCACUAUACUUGUGGGAAUUUCUUUUUUCUUUAACGUACACCUAAUUUGAGAAGCUGAAAAAAAAUGCAUUUUACGAAGCAC